Messenger RNA from Exophiala dermatitidis NIH/UT8656, 2820 nucleotides. RefSeq lists its product as uncharacterized. Lineage: Eukaryota; Fungi; Ascomycota; Eurotiomycetes; Chaetothyriales; Herpotrichiellaceae. Gene Ontology annotation, biological process: regulation of alternative mRNA splicing, via spliceosome. Bases 129 to 1358 code for a protein of 409 amino acids. The record is from RefSeq and is a predicted model, not a curated record. The transcript has a single exon.
CUUCAACUACAAGUUCACAACUGCUGCUCCCUCUAUUCUGUCUUGCGGCGCCAGGCAUGUGAUGUUGCUGAGAUUCUGGAUCCGGCUUGUAUAGGACUACGUGAUUCUGCCUCCAUUCUCCAACCAAGAUGCCCGCACUGGCGUUUGGCUUGAAUACAGCCAAGCCUCAAGCAGGUGCGUCAAAACCACCGCAGAAGCGCAAAGCGUUCUUCGAUGAAGACGAUGAUCCUGCGGAAACCGAUGAUACAGCGCCGCCGCAGUACGGCGCAAAGAAAUCUUCGAAACCGUUACGACCAUUAAGCGGAUUUUCACAAGACGAUGGAGACGACGAGCCUCCGCGGAAAUCGCCCAAACUAACCCAGCCUGGCCUGCAAAGUGCCAAUGGUAAAGGAGCGGGAGUGGAGAAAUACACGAACUUGUCGGCGCUCCGUAAUGCGAAAUUGCAGGACGAGAAAGUGUCAGAAGUCGACCCGUCAGUAUACGACUACGACGCAGCUUAUGAAACAUUCCAUGCCCCAAAAGAGAAGAAGGGGUCGAAUGCAACGCAGGAGAGUGGUCCGAAAUAUAUGGGAGCACUCCUCCAGAGCGCUGAGGUUCGAAAGCGGGAUCAGCUACGGGCACGGGAAAAGCUCCUGCAGCGUGAGAGAGAGGCAGAAGGAGAUGAGUUCGCCGACAAAGAGAAGUUCGUGACAGGGGCGUACAAGAAACAACAAGAAGAGAUCAAGCGUCUGGAAGAGGAAGAGAAGAAACGAGAGGAGGCAGAAGAGGAACGUCGCCGCAAAGGUGGCGGGAUGACAGAGUUCCACAAGAAGAUGCUCGAGAAGGAUGAAGAGCGGAUGCGGCAGAUCCAAGAGGCCGAAGAAGAGGCGGCCCGCCGAAAAGCAAGCGGUGUCCAAAUUGAGGAACCGACAGAGGAGGAAAAGACUGAAGCAAAGAUUGCCGAGGAGUUGAACCAAAAGGGGGCUAAGAUUGUGGUCAACGAUGAAGGCGAAAUUGUGGACAAGAGGCAACUUCUGUCGGCGGGAUUGAACGUGGCGCCGGCUCCGAAGAAGCCUGCAAAGGAGCAAUCUUCGCCAGCGAGAGGUGAAUCCAGCCGCCCACAAGAUCAGUGGAAACCGUCCAGGGUGCAAGAUGCCCGGCACAGUCAACGUGAAAGACAAACUCGAAUGGUGGAGCGCCAGAUUGAGGAAAUGGCUGCCAAACAGCGAGAGGCUGAACUGGCAGAACAGAGAGCCUUGCAAGAAAAGACCAAGAGCAGGCUCACCGAAGUCGACAAGAUGAGCGCGCGAGAAAGAUACCUGCAGCGGAAGAGAGAACGAGAAGAGGAGGCGAAGAAGAAAAAGGAGGCCGGCGGGUGAAAUUGUGGAAAUGGAAUUACCCCAAAGUCAGAUGCAAGUGGGUCUGCUACGCUCACUGUAUGAACAUUCCUCCGUCGACGCCCACUACUUUGUUGUGCACGUAUCCAGUCUUGACCAUCCAUACAACGGUUUCGGCAAUCUCUUCGGGCUUUCCCAGCCUGCCUAUUGGGAUUUCUGUGCCACAGAUCAGCAAUUUGCUCUGAAGAAAGGGGAUGCAGGAGUGGGAUUGACAUACUGGAAGCCAACUCUGGACCCGAAGGCAACAUUUUGGUGUCCUCGAUCAAAGCCGGCGCAACACCAUUGACAGUAAUUCCCCUUUUUCCAUAUGCUCCAGCCAGCCAGUGGAUCAGGCCGUGCAUGGCCGAUUUCGAUGAUCUGUUACCAAGUUCUCAGUAAUCGUCAACUGAUCCUCGUCGGGGAGCAAGGAGACUAGAUAGGCUGCCUGGCCAGCCAUAUCGAAACCACAGCGAAGGCGCAAUUAAGAAGAAAAGCAGGCAGCGAAGUGCAACGCCAGCUAGAUGCAAUACCAAGGAUCAUGAUCGGGAAAACACUCACGCAUAAUGCGGCCCAACCACGCCGCCAGUGAAUCCAGCAACACUGGAGCAGAAUAUGACGCGACCCCACCCCUUCUCCAGCAUGGCCGGAAUGCAUAACUGAGUGAGCAGAAAAGCCGUCCCGCAGUUCGCCCGCCAGGUGGCCUCGAAGUCUUCGACGGUGACUUCAGUGACGUCCUUGAUCCCACUCUUACCCAGUGUGGUACCGGCAUUAUUGAACAAGAUGGUAGGAUGGCCCAUUUCGCGAACGACGGCUGCAUGCAGCUCGCGUGUGUCGUCAUAUGAACUCAGAUCGGCGCGGAACGCUACGGCCCGCACACCCAGGGACUGCAGCGUCGAGACGAGAGUCGAGGCUGUCUCAUCUGCGCUGUGAUAGUGCACUGCUAUGGAGCAGCCGAGGCGUGCCAGAGCCAGCGAUGUCGCGUGGCCGAUGCCACCUGUCGCGCCGGUGAUGAGGGCAAGGUGGUCCGAGAGGUCGGUGACGAGAGCCAUGAUGACUCUAACGGUUACAAGGCUGUUACUGUAGGUUGCCUGCUGCCGGGGUGUCAGCAGGGACUGAGUGUGUCGGGAUACUGGUCGUCUGUAGGGCUGUACUGGUUUUGAGCUGCGUGGAAACCGUGGCCAACGACGAUUUCGCCAAGAUCUGUAUCUUGGGAUGGUGUAAUCCGGAAUCUGUCCAGCAAUGGAUACUCAAAUCGUCUGUCCCGUAUGUAAUUUCUGAUAUUUUCUUCUCCGCCUUCCCGAUACACCGUUCAGUUCAAAUCGGGAUGCGGAAGUGGGAAGCACCCGGGGGACUGACUAUGGCAGACUCCGGGCGGUAGAAAAAAAGUUAAGGCGAGCACCUUAUUUUAGGGCAGUAGAGUGGUAAAAAUCUGCCUAUAUGUACACUGGCGGUAAACUCUUUCCGA